AUGACGACUUCCACUGAUGAUCCCGAGGCUGCCGCUCGUGCCACUCUGGCCCUCCUCGAGACCAGGCUCCAUCGGUUGGAAUUUCUGCUCAGUGGUGCGAGUAACAACGAUGGAGUGCCGCCUGCAACCGCAACUCCAAGCGCAGGCAGCGAGACAUUAAGGGCAAAAUUGGAUACCCUCGAGGCUGGACUAGCAAAACUAAAGAGACUGGCUGGAAGCCCAGGGACGGUGGUACGAGACAUUGAACGCUUAGCAUCCACAUAUCCAGAUCUCUUUGCUCCGCCAGUCCGGACAUCCAACAAUGUAAAGUUGGAACAGCUGAGCACCCUCGCUUCGAUUGUCCUCGCUCAUGCUUCGCUAUAUCCAGAGACUGCCUCCAGAUUGUCCUCUUUGCAGACCUUGCAUAUCCCACCGGCUGAGCACAGUUCCGAACUGGUAUCGUUGGUGCCCAAGCUUCGACAUUUAGAUCGAGAGGAGCAACGUUUACAGGAUGAGGCUCGGGAGCUGCGAGAGCGCAGUGCCAGAUGCCUAGAAUGGUGGGUCAAGGUGGGAGUAGUAGGAAUGGGGGAUGUAUGGCAAGACUGGGAGAAACGCAUGACAGACGUCGAGAGACACCUCAUACGUUGGGAACGACGAGCAAAGGAAGAGCAAGGAUAUCUUUGA
Molecule: messenger RNA, 663 nt
Organism: Cladophialophora yegresii CBS 114405
Lineage: Eukaryota; Fungi; Ascomycota; Eurotiomycetes; Chaetothyriales; Herpotrichiellaceae
Exons: 2
Coding region: 1-663 (220 amino acids)
Source: RefSeq, a predicted model, not a curated record